Molecule: messenger RNA, 762 nt
Organism: Balaenoptera acutorostrata (minke whale)
Lineage: Eukaryota; Metazoa; Chordata; Mammalia; Artiodactyla; Balaenopteridae
Gene: RPS19
Product: ribosomal protein S19
Exons: 7
Coding region: 159-743 (194 amino acids)
Biological process (GO): ribosomal small subunit assembly; translation
Cellular component (GO): ribosome; cytosolic small ribosomal subunit
Molecular function (GO): structural constituent of ribosome; RNA binding
Source: RefSeq, a predicted model, not a curated record
CCCGGGCAUGUCUGGUCCGCGCGCUCCGGGAACCGAGGCUGGGCCUGGUGGGCAGCGGGGAGUGCGAGGGACCCCAGAAUCAGGGGUUGGGGUCAUAGAGCGUCUUCACAAACGGGGGCAGGCAGUGUUCGUGCGACCCGGAGGGACCGUGGGCGUCGAUGCCUGGAGUUACUGUAAAGGACGUGAACCAGCAGGAGUUCGUCAGAGCUUUGGCAGCCUUCCUCAAAAAGUCCGGGAAGCUGAAAGUCCCUGAAUGGGUGGACACUGUCAAGCUGGCCAAGCAUAAAGAGCUCGCUCCCUACGAUGAGAAUUGGUUCUACACACGAGCUGCUUCCACAGCACGGCACCUGUACCUCCGGGGCGGCGCUGGGGUUGGUUCCAUGACCAAGAUCUAUGGGGGGCGUCAGAGAAAUGGUGUCAUGCCCAGCCACUUCAGCAGAGGCUCCAAGAGCGUGGCCCGUCGGGUUCUCCAAGCCCUGGAGGGGCUGAAAAUGGUGGAAAAGGACCAAGAUGGUGAGGUGCCAAGUCUGUCCUGCACAGUCUGCACCUGCCCCCCAGGCAGGCAGGGGAUUCUUCAGAAAAGCGAACAGCGCGGGGCCUCGCCCCGACCCCUCUGGCUAACUACUGCAGGCUCCAGGAAGGGGCCGCAAACUGACACCUCAGGGACAGAGAGAUCUGGACAGAAUCGCUGGACAGGUGGCAGCUGCCAACAAGAAGCAUUAGAACAAAUGAUGCUGGGUUAAUAAAUUGCCUCAUUCGUAA